Molecule: messenger RNA, 3398 nt
Organism: Manis pentadactyla (Chinese pangolin)
Lineage: Eukaryota; Metazoa; Chordata; Mammalia; Pholidota; Manidae
Gene: ANP32E
Product: acidic nuclear phosphoprotein 32 family member E
Exons: 7
Coding region: 518-1153 (211 amino acids)
Biological process (GO): regulation of apoptotic process
Cellular component (GO): nucleus
Molecular function (GO): phosphatase inhibitor activity; histone binding
Source: RefSeq, a predicted model, not a curated record
UGUGCAUGGGGGCUUAGUCCCUUUCUGGUCUCUUCAAGUCAGGCCUCCUGGCCUCGUGGGGGCGGGAAGCGGAAUGCUGGAGGCCGCCCCGCAGCUUGGUUCCCCAAGUUCCUUCUCCUGGGGGCUGGCGGCGUGGACUCGAACCCCCAGCCCCACUCUCCCCUGCCACAGCCAUCGUCGCCUGAGAAGUUAGUCCAACUUUUCUGCAGUGUUGCCAACUCUUUUUUUCCUUGUGGGGGGAGCGCCCCCGGCCUCGAGGCCCCUGGGCGUCCGACGUCGCGAGGGGCCAGGCUGGGGUCGCUCGCUGAGUCCGCGGACCGCCCACUGCCGGCGGCGCCCACUACCCCGGAGGCGGCCAGACGGAAUCUGGGUUAGCGGCCGGGCCUCCGACCAGAGUGAGCUCUGAGACGCGUCGCAGGGGCCGGAGGUGACAGAGUUAGUCCUUGAUAAUUGCCUGUGUGUCAAUGGGGAAAUUGAAGGCCUGAAUGAUACUUUUAAAAAGCUAGAGUUUCUGAGUAUGGCAAAUGUGGAACUAAGUUCACUGGCUAGGCUGCCCAGCUUAAAUAAACUUCGAAAGUUAAAACUAAGUGACAAUGUAAUUUCUGGAGGCUUGGAAAUCCUGGCAGAAAAAUGUCCAAAUCUUACAUACCUCAAUCUGAGUGGAAACAAAAUCAAAGAUCUUAGUACAGUAGAAGCUUUGCAAAAUCUUAAAAAUUUGAAAAGUCUUGACUUGUUUAACUGUGAGAUCACAAACCUCGAAGAUUAUAGAGAAAGUAUUUUUGAACUGCUGCAGCAAAUCACAUACUUAGAUGGAUUUGAUCAGGAGGAUAAUGAAGCACCAGACUCAGAAGGGGAGGAUGAUGAGGAUGGAGAUGAAGAUGAUGAAGAUGAAGAGGAAGAUGAAGCUGGUCUACCUGAAGGAUAUGAGGAAGAGGAGGAGGAAGAGGAGGAGGAAGACGAAGCAGGCUCAGAACUGGGAGAGGGAGAAGAGGAAGUGGGCCUCUCAUACUUAAUGAAAGAAGAAAUUCAGGAUGAAGAAGAUGAUGAUGACUAUGUUGAAGAACGGGAAGAGGAGGAGGAAGAGGAAGAAGGUCUUCGAGGGCAAAAGAGAAAACGAGAUGCUGAAGAUGAUGGAGAGGAGGAAGAUGACUAGAUCAUUCUAAGAUCAGAUUCCCUAAUGUUCCCAGGUGUGCAGUAGAGUGGUCACAUCUUUGUUUUUUCCUGUACGAUAGCUAUCCCUACGGAAGAUAAAAGUGUAACUUUUUAUAGGAAAAGUAUGAUUUUACUAUUUUUGCCUUAUCAUUCCAAAUAAGAUUUACUAGUCUGUUAAUGAUCAUUGUAUGUAGAGAAAAAAUUUCAUUGACUCUCCCAUUGUGAAAUUCCCUAGCAAUUUAUUUAAAAUCUUCAUUUUCUAAUUCAAGCUUAAUGUGUUAAUCAUUUUUAGCCCAUAAUUAAAACAUGAUUGCUUUUACACAGGUGUAGUAUGGUGCAUUUUAUGCAUAAGUUUCAAAGUUAUUUGUAAAUUAACAGAAAUCACAGUCAGCUGGAAUAUGAAAUGAAAAUAAUCUCUUGGAUAAAAAAUUGUUAAUUUUUUUAGAGGUGACCCAGAGAUCUUUAGUUUGAAGGUAAUGACUUUUUUUUUUUGGCUGAGAGUAUCUGGUUGCUUUUUGUUACAUGAGUAACUUGGAGAAAGUAAGCAACAGAGCAACAGUUCUAUUCAGCAAUGUAGUUCAUGGCUUUUGUGGACCCUUCUGAAACCAACUAAGCCAGGCGACUAAUAAGAUUUUAUUUUUGAAGGAAAAAUUGCUUGUACUAAAUUCAGAGACAUGCAAGUGAACCCCUUCUUCUUCAAGCUGAAGAUGCCAACAGUUGUUUGUUUUGUUUUUAAGUGUAUAUCCUUCAUUUUUCUCUCAGCAAUUCCUUAGGUUCGCCUUCCUUUCUUGUUUUACUCCUUUCCCUCUAUCUUAAACAAAAGUUGAGAAACUUAUGGAUACCCAGGGAACUGUUUAGUCUUAUACCUCAACCACCUUCUCAGACCUGUCUCAGUUUUAAACAAGCAAAGUGAAAGAAAUUGAGUAUUUUCUGAGAUGCGAAUAUUAUUAUCAAUACAAUUUUAUGCAACAGAUUCUGCUUACUGUAAUUCUUUCUUGGUUGACAAAAUGUACAGACUAUUAAGAUGAAGAAAGAAAAGGAGCAGAGGAGGCUUUUGGAAGCAGCAUUAGUGUUCUUCAAAAGUCAGAGUAAUAAUUAAUAAUAAUAAUAAUUAAUAAGAUGUGCAAGUUAAGUUAGCUUCCCAAAUGAUUUAGUGAUGGUUCUACAAAAUAUUUCUAAUUUUUUUGAGUAGAACCUUCAAUUAUUCUUCCUACAGAUCUUAAGCAUCACAGAUAGCAUUUAAUUGGAAUAUGCUGGGCAAUUGGAAAAAUAUUUGAAACUAAACUAAAUCAGAGUUAAAAUUAAGAUUUACUUUCAAGUGGAUGUCCGUUAAAAAUAGAAAAAUAAUUUGGGAUAAGUGUGAGUGUAUAGUUCCUUAUAUGGCUACUAAAUAUAAUGUGAGUAGAUAAGUACAUUUUCCUUUUUGUUGUGGAGGCUCCAUGUUCAAGGCAAUUGCUUUUUUUUUAAUCUUGGCUGUCUAAUUUUUUCCCGUUUUGAAAUUAGUUGAAGUUGUACUUCCAUAGUGGCACACAUUUAAAUUACAGAGUAUACGUAUUACUGCUUCUUUUUUAGUUUAAAAUUUAUGACUUAGGGUUUUAAAGUAAAAAGUAUGAAGUAACAUGUGGGUAAGCUAAAAAAGUUGAAAAAUUGACUGAAAUAAAACUCUUUGGAUAAGUUUAGUGGGGGAAUUGGGAUCUCCAGAAGACUAAUAUUUUACACCUUUUUAAAAUUGAAAUGCCUUGUUUUAGUCCCUAACAAUUCUCAUUACAUAGUAUGUGUAACAGUUUAUGAAAUACUUAUUUUAAAAAUUAAAUCUAUUGACUUUCUUAUCAAUCAUCUUAUUGUGCAAUCAAAAUUAGAGUUCUUUGGUUUGAAAACAACACUUAGAGCCUCCAAAUAACUUUUUAAGACUUAUUUAACUUUGUGGGUGGUAUUUCCAUGCAAAUAAGUUAAGGGUGGGGUUUAUAUUUUGUAGAAGUUUUUGGUCCUAUUUUAAUGCUCUUUGUAUGGCAGUAUGUAAAUAGUGUGUUAAAUUCUUGAAAAACUCUCCUUUAAAACUGAAGUUAAUACUUUUGUGCAUCUGUGUUUUGAAUAAAGCCAUGACAGUGUUAAAAACAAACAAAAAAAUGCAGUACUCCUGAUUAUUCUUUUAUUGUUUCUGACUGUUCUGUUUUUUUCUGUGACUGCUGUAACUUAAAAGUUUUUGAAACUGAAUUGCUUCAAAUAAAUUGAAGAUUUGUUGUUAA